Messenger RNA from Gallus gallus (chicken), 3103 nucleotides. It is a transcript of the gene TMEM185B, whose product is annotated as transmembrane protein 185B. Lineage: Eukaryota; Metazoa; Chordata; Aves; Galliformes; Phasianidae. Bases 1534 to 2430 code for a protein of 298 amino acids. The record is from RefSeq and is a predicted model, not a curated record. The transcript has 7 exons.
GGGUCAGGCCAAGCCAAGCCAAGCGGCGGCGGGCCAUGCGCGCCUGGUAGAGCGCGGGCGUAGCGGCGUUGUGCUGCCAUGAAUCUGCGGGGCCUGUUCCAGGACUUCAACCCCAGGUGAGGGCGGCCGAGGUUUAUCGCGCUCAGGCGGCCCGGUCCGGCCCUGGCGGCUCUGGGGGACGCUGGGGGAGGCCGGGGAGCCCCUACUGCUGCGGCGCGGUCUGGGCACGGGGAUUCGCGGGCGGCGUUCCUUUGUUUUGGUCCUCUGAAUGUGGGGCUUCCGCUGCCUUGCCAAGCAGGCUGAGAGGAUGAGCUCUGUCACGCCGGCGUUAACGUUACGAAGGAUUUGUAAACGAAGAAUCCCUUAAAAUGUGUGUGCAGGGUAGGCAUCCUGGCUCCGGGUGCUGGGCUCGCGGAGCAGCCGUAGCGGUGACAGAGGGCGGUGCUCAAUCAGUACUCUGUACAAGAGGAAGAGUAACAAACGUUUCAGGAAAUGCGUUGCAGCGAUGUUCAACACCCAAAAUGCGUGUGCUUGAAAGUAAUGGAAAAGCAGGGAAAUGCAUUCCGGAAGUGUAUAGGGUAUUGUUGUUGCCAAGUGCUGCUUGUGGUCUUUAAGGGACAGAUGAGAUCCUUGCUCUGGACAGAAGCAAGGCAGCUUGACAUGUGUGAGGAGGUUGCGUCCUUUGCAAUUAUUUGGUGUGAUUCCUGCUGGUGCGAACAGGUCCUGUGCCUCUGUUUCCAAAUGUUCUGCGCAAAUAUAUUCCUUCUUAGAUUGACUUAGUUAUAAUAACACAUUCUAUAAGCAUUUUAAACUUACGUGGAGACCCUCAGUAUUACAGUGACAAGGUUGACUUGAUAGUCACUAACUUUGUUAAGAGCUUAACCGAUUUUUUUCUGUAACAUUGCUUUCAUUUAAUGGACUGUAAAAGCAAUCCGUGGAGCCUGCUGUAUCACAGCAUGUAACCAUCUUUCGUUUUUAAGUCUGUCUUUGACAUUCAAAGCUAAGUUACAUAAUUUUUUUGUAGUUUUGUCCACACUAUUUUUAACUUAUUUUGAUUUCUAUGAAAGAAUGCAUUUCCCCACAACACAUGCAGCUGGCAUAUUUCUAAGCCUCUAAUAGUACAGCUCUUGACUGGAUCCUUGUGGGAGGGAGCUAUUUAUAGAAGUCCAUUUGUUACAUUUGUCAUGCAAGAAUGCUUUAGAUGUGUUCCCUUAAAGCAGGAAUUUUAUAUGUGAAAGAGAUUACAUGUUAUAUUUAUGGUAGAAUCUUUGACUCUUCAGAUCUCAUUUGAUUCUGUACAAAGGACUUUGAAAGACGUUUUCUGAUAGGAAUUGUCCUGUUCAAUUUUAGCUACAACCAAUUUACUUGUUCUUUGACGAGUUGCCUGCCUAAAUUUCUGUUUGCUUGUUUUCUAGCAAAUUUCUUAUUUAUGCCUGCCUGCUGCUUUUCUCUGUGUUGCUAUCCCUACGUCUGGAUGAUAAAAUUCAGUGGAGUUACUGGGCUGUAUUUGCUCCAAUAUGGCUGUGGAAGCUGAUGGUGAUUGUCGGCGCCUCAGUGGGAACAGGAGUGUGGGCCCGAAACCCACAGUAUCGAGCAGAAGGAGAAACAUGCGUGGAGUUCAAAGCAAUGUUAAUUGCAGUAGGCAUCCACCUGCUACUACUGAUGUUCGAAGUUCUGGUGUGCGACAGAAUUGAAAGAGGAACUCAUUUUUGGCUUCUGGUCUUCAUGCCAUUAUUCUUUGUAUCUCCUGUGUCAGUUGCAGCAUGUGUAUGGGGAUUCCGACAUGACAGGUCCCUGGAGCUGGAGAUCUUGUGUUCAGUUAACAUUCUACAAUUCAUAUUUAUUGCCCUCAGACUCGAUGAGAUCAUCAGAUGGCCAUGGCUUGUUGUUUGCGUUCCAUUGUGGAUUUUGAUGUCCUUUCUAUGUCUAGUAGUGCUCUAUUACAUUGUUUGGUCUGUUCUGUUCUUGCGUUCAAUGGACGUGAUUGCUGAACAAAGGAGGACACACAUCACAAUGGCUGUCAGCUGGAUGACAAUUGUAGUUCCACUGCUCACCUUUGAGAUUUUACUAGUACACAGACUAGAUGGGCACAAUUCUUUCUCUUUUAUACCCAUAUUUGUUCCUCUGUGGCUUUCACUGAUAACUUUAAUGGCAACAACAUUUGGGCAAAAAGGAGGAAAUCACUGGUGGUUUGGAAUUCGCAAAGACUUCUGCCAGUUCCUGCUUGAAAUUUUCCCAUUCCUACGUGAAUAUGGAAAUAUUUCCUAUGAUCUUCAUCAUGAAGAUAAUGAGGAAGCAGAAGAAACCCCAGUUCCUGAGCCACCAAAAAUUGCACCAAUGUUUCGAAAAAAGACUGGAGUAGUCAUUACACAGAGUCCUGGGAAAUAUGUGAUUCCACCUCCCAAAUUAAAUAUUGAUAUGCCAGAUUAACAUGACAACAACCUGUUAAAACUGGAACUGGGAAUCAGCAGACAAAUGCAGUUCAUCUCAUGCCGUGUCCCAGUUAAUUUAAAAUAGCUUUUGCUUGAUUCAGUGGCUUGGAUCACAGAAAUCAGAGAUCUUGAAGAUUCAGAGUUUUUCCACAGAGAUUUUUGUGAACCUUCUUAGUGGUUCACUUGGCACACGUGCCUGUAUAGUAUUUAUAUGAACACUUUAGCAGUGUAAUAUAUUGUUUAAAAGUCUCGUCCUGUACAGUAUAAGUAUUAUCUAAAAGUAUUUUUUUAAAAAGCCUGUAUGAAAUGCCUAUUCUAUUCCAAGUGUCUUUUGGGUCCUAAAUACACUCAUUUGCCAUGUCUGUGCUGAGUAGUUUGUGGAUGUCUUGAUAUAGUACCUCUUUUUUUUUUCUGUUCAGACACAAUCAUUAGUUUAAUUGUGAAAGCACAGGUGUGUUGUGCUUCUAAGAAAGGACUGGAAAGAUUUUUGGGAGGAAAUCAAAUGUAGCUUACAUGAUGCCUUUGAGUUAGCUAUGUGAAUUGUUACAUAUUUCAAUUUUUGCAGUGGCUUGGGAGUGAAGUUGCUUUUCCAGGUUCAGUUUCUAACUCCUCUUGAGCAACACGUAUGCCACUCAUUAAUUUGGCUGUUUAAUAAACUGUUGCCUCUUGCA